Spea bombifrons (plains spadefoot toad) is the source of this 1353-nucleotide messenger RNA. RefSeq names its product transmembrane protein 119 (gene TMEM119). NCBI's taxonomy places the organism in Eukaryota, Metazoa, Chordata, Amphibia, Anura, Pelobatidae. Gene Ontology annotation, cellular component: plasma membrane. Bases 93 to 956 code for a protein of 287 amino acids. The transcript has 2 exons. The record is from RefSeq and is a predicted model, not a curated record. Gene Ontology annotation, biological process: ossification; positive regulation of osteoblast proliferation; positive regulation of osteoblast differentiation.
AUGAGGCAGGGCUAGGAGACUGGCCAUCAAUACAGGCAGAGGCUGCAGGAAUUACAAGACUGGGACUUACAAAUCCAAUUCAAAGAAUAAGUAUGGGAUUCCUUGGGACCUUAUGUAUCCUGCUAGUCUUCACAUAUCCCCUAUGCCUGGCGAGAUAUACACCCUCAGACUCGGAAUUCUCAGUUGGGAGUGGUGAUGGUGAUGGUACAGCUAUUGCCUCUCCUACGCAUAGCUAUGAACCUGGUUUUACAACGGGAAGCCCUGGAUCCUACUCAAAUGGAACAUCCACAUCCUUCAACAUCCUUGACAGCAUAACACAAUUUUUAAAAGAGUAUAUGCUGCUAGUCAUUGUUGUAGGUUCCUUAGCUAUACUGAUGAUAUUCAUAGUCUGUGCUGCAGUAAUUAUGAGUCAUAGGCACAAGGCCUCUGCCUACUACCCUUCCUCCUUCUCUCAGAAGGAAUACGUCAACCAAAAUGACAAGUCUGGUGAAGCCAAAGCCUUUCAUGAAAUCCCUGAAAAAGCUCAAGAUGCUAAGACCGAAGAAGUAGUGGAUUCAUCCAAACAGCUCCAGGUAGAUAUUCUCAGUGCUGCACAGAACCUCAAAUCUCCAACUAAAGGAGCUAGCAUCAAGGAAGACCAGAAAAUACAACAUGAGCCCAAACAGACACAGGAGGAUGUCCUUGUUAAAGAAAAUAUGGAAGAAGCCCCCAUUUGCAACCCUAAAGAAGAAUCUCCCACUGAGAAGAUGGAGGAGACAGCUUCUGAGCAGGUAGAAGAAAUUCCAAUAGUUAAUCACCAGGAUUCCGCACCAAUAGAAGGUAAUCAAAAGACCCAGGAAGAGGUAUGUGAAAGUGUGGUUGGAGCAAACUCCACAUCGUGUGAGGGUAACCCAACAUAUAACAACUCUGCUGAGGGACAGGAGUCACAGCAGAGUUCAGACACGUGUACCGUUUAAUCUAAGGAAUGUUAAACUCAAGGAACUGGUGUUCUUCUCAAUGAAAAGAAAAGUUAUGGAGUUAUACAUGUAUACAUCUAUCUGUGUAGUCAACUACACCAAAAAAAGAAGUAGAUUUGGUACCUUUCAGAAUGAAGAUGGCCCUGAUGGCCAAUUCAACGUCACUUGGAACCACCAACUGCCGAAAGUAUUUUUUAAAGUUAAUGGUACUGACAAAAAAAGAGACUGUUUCAGAUAUUGUUAUGGAGCCAUGUUUUACCUGGGCCACAUAUCCUCUAUAUAUUCAAAAGUGAAACUUAACAGAACGUAUACAUCAUAUGUAUCAUGAGAUAUUUUUUAGUUUUGCAGCAGGAAACUGGAGAAUCAUUGUCUCAGUUAAGGUAGACCUAGAAAUAGC